Phascolarctos cinereus (koala) is the source of this 2952-nucleotide messenger RNA. It is a transcript of the gene RNF220, whose product is annotated as ring finger protein 220. Gene Ontology annotation, biological process: protein ubiquitination. Gene Ontology annotation, molecular function: metal ion binding; ubiquitin protein ligase activity. NCBI's taxonomy places the organism in Eukaryota, Metazoa, Chordata, Mammalia, Diprotodontia, Phascolarctidae. The record is from RefSeq and is a predicted model, not a curated record.
GCUCUGUACAUGCGAUCCCCGGCAGCUGGCGGGCUCAAACAGGGGGCCAGCCGCCUGCUGCUGCCGUUGCUGCUGCUGCCGCUGCCGCCUCUGCCGCCGCCGCUACCACCACCACCGCUGCUCAGCCGGGACUUUCCAUGCCCCGCACUCACUGCCUUGCCUCCCUUGCCUUCUGAAAAGUGCAGCCGUUCUCCAAAGGAAUUUCCACGGUCUUGGAAGGGGAUGAUUCCCCAGUAAUCUUCCCUGCCUCGACCCCAGGUGCUGCUCUGCCUCCCUUCCUCCCUCCCUUCCAGGGAAGACCGUUUCUUGUCUGACUCCUGCCAUCGAAAGAGACUCCGAUGGACUUACACCGGGCAGCCUUCAAGAUGGAGAACUCAUCCUACCUCCCCAACCCGUUAGCAUCCCCAGCCCUGAUGGUCCUGGCAUCGACAGCAGAGGCCAGCCGGGAUGCCUCCAUCCCUUGCCAGCAGCCCCGACCCUUUGGGGUUCCUGUCUCCGUAGAUAAGGAUGUGCAUAUCCCCUUCACCAAUGGCUCCUACACUUUUGCCUCCAUGUACCACAGGCAAAGUGGGGUGCCUGGCACCUUUGCCAACCGUGACUUUCCCCCUUCCUUGCUGCACCUCCACCCCCAGUUUGCACCCCCAAACCUAGACUGUAGCCCCAUUAGCAUGCUAAACCACAGUGGCGUAGGGGCCUUCCGCCCCUUUGCCUCCACUGAGGACCGGGAGAGCUACCAGUCGGCCUUCACGCCUGCCAAGCGACUCAAGAACUGCCAUGACACAGAGUCGCCCCACCUGCGUUUUUCUGAUGCAGAUGGCAAAGAGUAUGACUUUGGGGCCCAGCUGCCCUCGGGUUCCCCCAGCUCCCUCAAGGUGGAUGACACUGGCAAGAAGAUCUUUGCUGUUUCUGGCCUCAUUUCUGACCGGGAGACUUCAUCCAGCCCGGAAGACAGAAAUGAUAGAUGUAAGAAGAAGGCAGCGGCGGCAGCAGCAGCUGCAGCAGCGGCAGCAGCAGCCCUAUUUGACAGCCAGGCCCCCACCUGCCCCAUCUGCCAGGUCUUGCUUCGGCCGGGGGAGCUGCAGGAACACAUGGAACAGGAGCUGGAAAAACUCACCCAGCUGCCCAGCAGCAAGAAUUCCCUCCUGAAGGAUGCCAUGGCCCCUGGCACCCCCAAGUCUCUCUUGUUAUCAGCCUCGAUCAAGCGAGAAGGGGACUCACCCACAGCCUCUCCACAUUCCUCAGAUGAUCUGCACCAUUCUGACCGAUAUCAGACCUUCCUGAGAGUGAGAGCCAACCGGCAGACCCGGCUGAAUGCUCGAAUUGGGAAGAUGAAGCGUCGGAAGCAGGAUGAAGGCCAGGUAUGUCCCCUGUGCAGCCGCCCCCUGGCAGGAUCGGAGCCCGAGAUGAGUAGGCAUGUGGAGCAAUGCCUUUCCCAGAGGGAAGGCUCCUGCGUGGCCGAGGACGACUCUGUGGACAUCGAGACUGAGAACAGCACCCGCUUCGAAGAGUAUGAGUGGUGUGGGCAGAAGAGGAUACGAGCUACCACCCUCCUGGAGGGCGGCUUCCGAGGCUCUGGCUUCAUCAUGUGCAGCGGCAAAGAGAAUCCAGACAGUGACGCCGACCUGGAUGUGGAUGGCGAUGACACCCUGGAGUAUGGGAAGCCCCAGUACACUGAGGCCGAUGUCAUCCCGUGUACUGGUGAGGAGCCAGGUGAAGCCAAAGAGAGAGAGGCCCUUCGGGGAGCCGUGCUAAAUGGUGGCACACCCAGUACUCGGAUAACGCCAGAGUUCUCUAAGUGGGCCAGUGAUGAGAUGCCCUCCACAAGUAACGGUGAGAGCAGCAAGCAGGAGGUGGCCAUGCAGAAGACAUGCAAGAACAGUGACAUUGAAAAGAUCACGGAGGACUCAGCUGUGACCACAUUUGAGGCCCUGAAGGCCCGUGUUCGGGAGCUGGAGCGGCAGCUGUCCCGUGGGGAUCGAUACAAAUGUCUCAUCUGCAUGGACUCCUACACAAUGCCUCUGACAUCAAUCCAGUGUUGGCACGUGCACUGUGAGGAGUGCUGGCUCCGGACCCUGGGAGCCAAGAAGCUGUGCCCCCAGUGUAACACCAUCACAGCCCCCGGGGACCUGCGGCGCAUCUACUUGUGAACCCAGAUACCAGGACCAGGCGUGAGCCCGCCCCCAGCCCUGCUCACCCACCACCCACAGAGACAGACACACGUGUACACAGGCGUGCACACAGGACUCUGGAGCCAGAGUGGAGGGUGUGGAGCAGCCCAGCCCCCCUCCUGCCCCUGCCCCACCCAGCCCUGGCCAUCUCUGUCCCCGCUCCUGCCCCUGUGUGUCUGCAGCUGGGCGGGGUGGAGCGCUGGGUCUGGGCAGACACACAGAUGGACCUGCACACAGGCCAGACAAGCACAUGUAACAUAGACCCUGUAUGUUUACAAUGUUGUGUAGAGAUGGGAUGGACCCUCCCUGCCCUGGCCCUGCCCCCUCCCCACCCUUCCCUGGGUUGUAGGUUUUCUUCUUUCUUAAAGGAGGCAAGGAGUAGAGGCCCCAGCCCUCGGGGAGCCCCAGCCCCUUCCCCACACUGGUUCCCUGUGUCUGCCAGUGGUGGUUUCAUGUUCAGUGGUGUAUAGUUCUUCACUCGGCCCAGGGGCCGGCGGCUUGAGGAGUGGGCUCUGACCCUAUCUGUUCUGGGGCUCACGUGGUCACUGGUCAGUGCUAGGGACCAGGGCUGCUUAUAAGGAAGGAGUGGGAGUCCCUUCCGGGGCAGUGACCCUCCACAGGGGAGGGGCUGACUGCCCUGGCCCUGGCCUGCCAGCCCCUGCCUGCCGGCUGCCGCGGACGCUGUGCUGUGAUGCUGUGUCUGUAUAUCCUCUGCCAAGGUACUUGUCCUUCCUGUUUGUAAACUACAUUUGACAUGAAUUAAACCAGUGUACGCCCAUGUCUA